Molecule: messenger RNA, 1681 nt
Organism: Zonotrichia leucophrys gambelii
Lineage: Eukaryota; Metazoa; Chordata; Aves; Passeriformes; Passerellidae
Gene: CHLSN
Product: chromosome 14 C7orf50 homolog
Exons: 5
Coding region: 147-743 (198 amino acids)
Source: RefSeq, a predicted model, not a curated record
GGGUCCCCUCGGGGGUGGCGGCGGCUUCUCCGGGGGUCCCUCUGCCCGCACGGAGCUGCGGGAGGGGCGGGGAGGCUCGGUCCGGCCUGGCCACAUGCGCGGCGGUGGCUGAGGGGGCUGCGGCGUGCCCGGAACAGCAUUUUAGAAUGCCAAAAAUGAUCGUGGAAAAAAAAGAAAAGAAGGCAGAAAAAAGAAAAAAGCUGAAGGAAGAUGUGGCCCAAAAGGAUGAGCUGGAAUUGGAAACCAAACCAAAGAAGAAGAAGAAGCAAAAGCUGCAGGCUACAAAAGAAGAGGAAGAGCUUAUUGCAGAGGAAGAGGAAGAACUUACUCCAGAGGAGAAGAGGAAACUGGAAAGAAAACUAAAAAAAGAGCGCAAGAAGAAAGAGAAACAGCUGAUGAGGGAAGCUGGAAUCCCCAUAAAAAAGGUGGAGCCCAAAAAGCCAUCGGGAUGUGAGCGAGCUCUGGCCUAUUUAACCAGCUGGUCUAAAAACCCAGAAGAAUGGAAGUUUCAGAAGACAAGACAGACAUGGCUUCUCCUGCACAUGUAUGAUAAAGAGAAGGUUCCAGACAAGUAUUUCACCAUUUUACUGGAUUAUCUGCAAGGGCUUCAGGGCAAUGCACGAGACAAAACUGUGCAGAAAGCUGAAGCUUUUAUGAAGGAAUUUGAUGGUUCUGAUGGAGAAGACCCAAACCUGCUGGGGAAGUGUGAGCGCAUCAGACAAGUUCUACAACUGCUGUCCUGAGAGUAUUUCUGUGUGAUAAUUGUUUGGUGGAGGGAAGGACAGCAUGUCACAUACAGAGGCUGUAGAGGAUUUGUAAAGAUAAUGCUAAAUUUUAUACUCGUAAUUUUUUCCAAUUGAAAAUAUUUAUCAUGUUUUAAGGUGAUGAAAUAAAAAUAACAUAUAUAGCCCAUAGUAUUGCUAUUAAUCUUAUUUCACCUCUUUAGAAGAAUAAACCUCUCUCCCUCUCAUUAGUUUUUCUACAUCUCCCCCUCUAAUUACUGUUAAAUAUGAGGAACAUUGCAGCUCUUAAUAUGAAGAGCAAAGGAACCAACAUAAAGCCUGGAGGGUCUUUUACAAUGGCAGCUUUUAAAAUGAGUGUACAGUAGAGUGCAUGCUCAGCCAGCUGUAAUCUCUCACUUUCAGCUUCAGAAGGAUGUCACUUGAAUUUGGGAAAGAUCAUUUUCAGUCUGUUGAACACAGGUUGUAUAACACAGUUGCUUAUUAGUACUUCACACGGUGAUCUGGAGAUGCCAUCAGCUCUGUUGGUUUUCUUUUUAUAUUUUAAAGUUUUCAAAUGCAUUAGGACAAUUGUUUAGCUACUCAGAUAAUGCACAGAUGGGAACAGAUCAAAUCCUUGACUAUAUGUGGUGAAAUCAUCACAUUGUAGCUAAAAUUAGCUUACAAUCAGAAGUGCUGUGCUGUAUCCAGCCUGCCAAUAUUGCAUUUUCCUCUUCCUCUUGCAACUGGCAUCCAAAAGAGUUAAUUCAUGUUCAUUCCUUUUGGCAGGGGACAUUUGUCUCAUGAAUGUGCUGAAAGUGAGGCUUUCAAGUAAAAACCAAGGACAUUAAUUACUCAAAGUUGGAUGAUUGGCUUAUUUAAUAACACUGGUAUUCAGACAGGGUUCUUGACCUGAUUCUUUAAUGUUUCUGCAAACAUUGUUCAUACUUUAUUAAUAACAA